CGACUGCUGGUGCCUUUUGCUCGGUGGGACGAGCCUGCAGACUUGGCACGCUCCUGGGACGACCCCUCCAGCUCGCCAGGCCCCCCCACAGCCCAGGAUGAUGCCCUGCUCCGGUCUCUGUCUCCCACAGUCAGAGCCCCACUGAGGAUGGACCCCGCCCCGAGCGUCAUGGAGCUGCGCAGAGAUGCAAAGGCCGGGAGUCCUGAGCAAGAACCGCCGUGGCAAGCCCUCCCGGUUCUGUCAGAGCAGCAGUCUGGGGCUGUGGAGCUGGUGCUGGCCUAUGCUGCGCCCAUCCUGGACAAGAGCCAGACCUCACGCCUCCUCAAGGAGGUGUCAGCAGUCCACCCGCUGCCUGCGCAGCCUCACCUCAAGAGGGUGCGGCCCAGCCCUGACCCCAGCCGCCCGCACUCGCUGGAAAUACUGCUGUGCCUGGCGGGGCCGGCCCGGGACUCGCGAUCGCUGGCCGAGCUCCUCCCGCGGCCAGAUGUGGACACCCGUGGCUUGGGGCAGCCCUUCCUGGUGCCUGUGCCUGUGCGGCCGCCCCUGACCAGGAGCCAGUUCGAGGAGGCGCGCACUCACUGGCCCACGACUUUUCACGAGGACAGGCAGGUGACCCGAGCCCUGGCUGGAUGCCUUUUCUCGGCACAGGAGCGGGCUGCAAUGCAGGCCCACAUGGAGCGGGCUGUGUGGGCUGCGCAGCAGGCAGCCUCGAGGGGCUUGAGGGCAGUGGGCGCGGUGGUGGUGGAUCCGGCCUCAGGCCGCGUGCUGGCCACGGGCCACGACUGCAGCACUGCCGCCAGCCCCCUGCUGCACGCUGCCAUGGUGUGCAUUGACCUGGUGGCACGAGGCCAGGGCUGCGGUGCCUACAACCUGGCGCCCCACCGUGCCUGCUCCUUCGUGCCGGCUGUCCGCGCCGGCUCUGUGCGCAAGCUGGAUGAGGACGAGGACGGGCUGCCCUAUGUGUGCACCGGCUACGACCUGUACAUCACCCGCGAGCCCUGCGCCAUGUGCGCCAUGGCCCUGGUCCACUCUCGAGUGCGGCGUGUCUUUUAUGGGGUGCCCUCGUCUGACGGCGCGCUGGGCACCCGCUUCCGCCUGCAUGCCCGGCCUGACCUCAAUCACCGCUUCCAGGCCUUCCGCGGUGUCCUGGAGGCCCAGUGUCGCCGACUGGACCCCGACGGGCUAGACGCUGAGGCAUAGGCGCUGGCCUAG
Molecule: messenger RNA, 1212 nt
Organism: Budorcas taxicolor (takin)
Lineage: Eukaryota; Metazoa; Chordata; Mammalia; Artiodactyla; Bovidae
Gene: ADAT3
Product: adenosine deaminase tRNA specific 3
Exons: 1
Coding region: 148-1200 (350 amino acids)
Cellular component (GO): nucleus; cytoplasm
Molecular function (GO): tRNA-specific adenosine-34 deaminase activity
Source: RefSeq, a predicted model, not a curated record